Cuculus canorus (common cuckoo) is the source of this 1982-nucleotide messenger RNA. It is a transcript of the gene CRELD1, whose product is annotated as cysteine rich with EGF like domains 1. Bases 37 to 1275 code for a protein of 412 amino acids. NCBI's taxonomy places the organism in Eukaryota, Metazoa, Chordata, Aves, Cuculiformes, Cuculidae. Gene Ontology annotation, molecular function: calcium ion binding. The transcript has 10 exons. The record is from RefSeq and is a predicted model, not a curated record.
GGCGGUGCGCGCUGAGUCAGCGGCGCGGGGCGGAGGAUGGCGGCGCGGCGCGGGGGGGGCGCCCUGCUGGCCGCGCUGCUCGGGGGGGCUCUGCUGGCCGCCGCACACCCGGACCGCGACGGCGCCGAGCCCUGCCGAGCCUGCCGCAGCCUGGCCGACAGCUUCAGCAGGGGCCUGGAGCGAACGGAGCAUGAAGGCUUCGGUGGGGGCAACACAGCCUGGGAGGAGGAGAAGCUGUCCAAGUACCAGCACAGCGAGACCCGUCUGCUGGAGGUGCUGGAGGGUGUCUGCACCCCUUCUGACUUCGCCUGCCACCAGCUGCUGGAGCGGAGCGAGGAACACAUAGAGCAGUGGUGGUUCCACGAGCGGCAGCAGCAUCCUGAUUUCUUCCAAUGGCUGUGCAUGGACCGGCUGGAGCUGUGCUGCCCGCCUGGCACCUAUGGCUCUGACUGCCGGCCCUGUGCUGGUGGGCCCCAGCAGCCCUGCAGCGGCAAUGGGCGAUGCGAUGGCGAUGGCACACGCCGUGGCACUGGCCUGUGUGUCUGCAGCCCAGGCUAUGGUGGCCCCUUCUGUGCCGAGUGUGGUGAUGGCUACUACGAGGCCUCGCGGAACAAGAGCCACCUGAUAUGUGCUGAGUGCUACCGGGCAUGUGGGCGCUGCACGGGGCCAGAAGACUCCAGCUGCCUUCGCUGCAAGAGGGGCUGGAUGCUGCACGAGCACCGCUGCAUCGACAUUGAUGAGUGCGGCACGGAGAUGGCACACUGCCGAGCCAACCAGUUCUGUGUCAACACGGAGGGCUCCUAUGAGUGCCGAGACUGCUCCACAGCCUGCAUCGGCUGCAUGGGGGCCGGGCCAGCUCGCUGCAAGAAAUGCAACAAGGGCUACUGGCGGGAUGGAGCCAAGUGCCUGGAUGUGGAUGAGUGUGCCAGUGCCGAGGAGCCGGUGUGCACGGGGGUGCAGGAAGUGUGUGAGAACACGGAGGGCAGCUACCGGUGUGUCUGCGCCAGUGGCCACGUCCGGCGGGAUGGGCAGUGCGUGGAGGACAAGCCCCCUGAUGCCCCAGAGAAGGGCUUCUUUGAUGAUGUGACGGACGACGAGGUGGUGGUGCUGCAGCAGAUGUUCUUUGGUGUGAUGAUCUGCGCCCUCGCCACGCUGGCGGCCAAGGGUGACAUGGUCUUCACUGCCAUCUUCAUCGGUGCCGUGGCCGCCAUGGCUGGCUACUGGCUCUCUGACCGCAGUGACCGCGUCCUCGAUGGCUUCAUGAAGGGCAGAUAGCUCUGGGGCUGCCAGGUGUGGCCUGGGAGGGCGUAGGUUCAACCCAGGGUGUGAGACUGCCCCCCCAGCAGGGGCUGCUGAGGCCAAGUCCUGCGUGCAGUGCUGUGCCGUGCAUGCGUCCCCCAGCCCCGUUAGUGCAGGGUCUCACCACCUCCCCAGGAGAACAAGGUGGGGUGCCUGGUCCCCAGGGAGCUCCUGCACCGCUCCCUCUGGCCAGUGUGGCAGCGAGGGGGGGACACAGCAUGCUGCCCCAGCCCCUUGUGCUCUGGAGGACAGGCCCAGCACCGUGGCAGGUUGGGGAGUGCUCUGGCACUGCCAGAUGCCGGGAUGGUGAUGCUGUCACAGCUCGGCCGUGCUGCAUGACCAGUGAGUGUCUCCCAGGCUGGGCUUGCUGGUGUGUCCUCAUAAGACUGUUCCCUGUGGGGCAGUGGGGGCUGGGUCCCCCCUCUGCCCUGCACCUUAGGACUGGGAGAGUUGCCCCUACACUCCUUCCUCCCCCCAUCUCUGUGCAGAGCCCAUCUCUCCCCUCCCGGGCUGGGGGGGCUGGGGGCUCCUGCAGGGCAGCGGGGCAGGGGCUGCUCCCCGGCUGUCGUGCUGGCAGCAGGGGGCACUGCCAGAUGCAUGAGCGUGGCCGUUGCAUUUGUCCGUGGUUUGUCCAUCGGGGUGUGCUCAUCUGUCCGUGUGUCCAUAUCUCAGGAAAUAAAGCU